Molecule: messenger RNA, 639 nt
Organism: Alternaria incomplexa
Lineage: Eukaryota; Fungi; Ascomycota; Dothideomycetes; Pleosporales; Pleosporaceae
Exons: 1
Coding region: 1-639 (212 amino acids)
Biological process (GO): RNA processing
Cellular component (GO): nuclear exosome (RNase complex); cytoplasm
Molecular function (GO): RNA binding
Source: RefSeq, a predicted model, not a curated record
AUGGCGCUUCCUUCAAUAGCGCUCCCGGGGCAACUGCUCGGAAGUGUCGACAAAUACAGUCCAGGUCCAGGAACGCACAUCCACGACUCGCAAAUCUACGCCUCAAUAGCUGGACCCGUUUUCUCUUCGCCAUCACAUCCCUCCACCCAAAGCGCAUCUUCCAAGUCCGGCAAACUCGCGCCGCUCCUCUCAAUAACGCGUCCUCCCACCUCCACCGACCCCGGUAUCCUCGGUCCCAACUCUGGCGGCGGCGUACCCCUCCUUCCAACCGUCUCCAGCACUGUCCUCGUCCGCAUAACGCGCCUCGGCCCACGCUUCGCGAGCUGCGAAAUCCUCGUCAUCGACAACGCCGUAUGUCGCGAAGCCUUCCUCGCGCAGAUCCGACGCGAAGAUAUCCGGGCUACAGAGAAGGACAAGAUAAAGAUUGAGGAGAGCUUCAGGGUGGGUGAUUUGGUCAGAGGCACGGUCAUUAGUCUGGGAGAUAGCGGCAAUUACUAUGUCGCUACGGAUCGCAAUGAGUUUGGUGUUGUGUUGGCUAGGAGUGAAGAGGGGAGGGUUAUGCAUCCGGUUAGUUGGAAGGAGUUUAGGGAUCCGGUCAGUGGGAAGGCGGAGGCGAGGAAGGCUGCUAAGCCGUUUUGA